Carassius carassius (crucian carp) is the source of this 1806-nucleotide messenger RNA. RefSeq names its product glycosylated lysosomal membrane protein-like. The coding region runs from base 220 to 1203 and encodes 327 amino acids. The record is from RefSeq and is a predicted model, not a curated record. The transcript is spliced from 6 exons. Gene Ontology annotation, cellular component: lysosome. Lineage: Eukaryota; Metazoa; Chordata; Actinopteri; Cypriniformes; Cyprinidae.
ACUGUUUUACUCCCAGUGUACAUUUAGGUUGAUUUGUGUCUGUGCUGCUGGUCAUCAGGUUCCUCUUUGUGUGUUUGAAAGGUGUCUGUGGAGCUGAAUCCCGGUCUGUCUCCUCCGUCAGUUCUUCCUCCUGGAGUGGGUCUGGUUCAUGUGCGAGGGCUGGGACUCAAUGACACGCUGCACUUCUUGCUGUGUAACGCUGGAGCUCCUGCGCUGCUGAUGGUGCACACGAACAGCACUCGGUCAGCAGUGAAGGUGAACUGGCCUGAGUUUAUCAACAGCAGUUCAGUGGGCAGCCUGAAGGUGGAGCCGCAGAGCAGCGUGCAGUACAGCAGCGCACUAGUGUUCACCAGAGUGUGGGAGUAUGAUGAUGUCAAUAACACCGCGGACCCCCAGCAGACAGCAGAGUCCAGCUUUUACCCUCCUUACGAGCCGCAGAACUUCCUCUGGUCGCUGAACGUCAGUGUUAACCAGACGGAUGUGACAGUAACGCUGUGUGGUCGAGAGAAAACAGAGAGCUUCGUCAACGGCUCCCUCUGUCUGCAGUUCUCAGCGUUUGAGUCGGAGGGUCGUGAUGAAGUCUGGCCGAGUCUCCGUCACAACGCGAACUCCUCGCAGCUGCGCGUGUGGCUGGACGACGUCACGCCGCGAGGAAACGACUCCAGAUUCGCUCUUGAGUUUCAGUCUGUCGGAGAAUCAGGGUUCGAGGGACGAGUGGACGUCCACAGCUCUAUAGACGAUGAGUACACACCCUCCAUCUUUAAGGUGUCUCAGUGGGUGUCAUCUCUGGUGAACAGCAGCGGUGUUGUGGGUUAUAAUCAGUGGAAACCCGUGGCGUAUCGUAAACCUCGGCCGGUGUUUGAGGACGCCACACCAUGCAAACACUCCCAGCUGGUGUCUGUGAACCACAUCCCUCGGUCCGGUCUGGUCCAGGCCUAUUUCACAGACCAUCCUCACACACACGGCCUGAACAUCAGCUUCGGCAUCGCUAAAGACCCCGUGUUUUACAGCAACUCCAAAUACAUCACCUGGACUGUGUUAGUGGGCUUGGGUGAGCCUCCGGCCGAUUCGUUCUCCGCAUUAAUCAUCAUCAUCAUCACCGUCGGACUUGGUACUCCUCUGGCCAUCAUUAUUGUGGGUGGAGUGUUUGUUCGGAUCCGCAAGAGGAUGUCACACUCGUCAGGCUAUGAGCCAAUCAACUGAGACCUUACUCUACAAGCCCCGCCCCCAAUGCACACACCUGCCAAUCAGUGAUGAGGUUACUGACGAGUGGAUAAGGGAUUUCAAUAUAACUGUAUAAAUUUGAAGUUUUGAUUUAAAUGUUACAUACUGAUUUUUUACACCUUUAUACUUGAAUCUCAUUCUGAUCAAUCGAUCGCAGAUCAAAACUAAAAGUGCAAUGGAGAUAUUAUUUGAUUGUUUUGUUUUUAUGCCAUCAUUUUGUAUACUUGAUGUUUGUUUGUGCCAAAAUCCUGCUUGUAAAAUCGAUUUAAUUGACCAGAUUGAUGACAGCUGCACAUAUUUUAAAGAUUUAAAACAUUGUUUUCUCUUUAAUUCUGAAAUCUAUGCAAAUGCUUCCAUAUUUAAUGGAAACUGCACUGUUCUCGCUGGGUUCAGUUUGUUUAGUUGUGAUGUUUUUACAGAACUGUGAUUCACGGGAGAGUUCAUGGUGAAGGCGUUUUAUAAACGUUAAUUUGCACCAUGAAGAAAUCCUCCUUUUGUUGUUGUUUCUGUUGCCUUUCGUGACUUAUCAAAAUGUAAAUAUAGAUUAUUUUCACUAUAUAAAUGUGUUCAACACUUUGUGGA